ACAACCACGCCUCAUAGAACCUAAUGCUUAGCCAGGACCAACAGAUACAGCAAAUACCAGCAGGUAAAGCCAGGAAGAAGGAUUCGAUAGAACAGUUUAUUGAAUCCACACAACCUUUUCUUGAAAAUGGUUUAUCACAGCUACGUUACAUGAUACUUAUUGAAGGGUUGUCAGUUCCACCAGGAUAUGACCAGUGUCCUUAUCGAGCUUACGUAUGGUCAAUACUCUCGCGAGCACAGUUAUACCCUGUGGAGAACUAUAUUAACCUUUUAGCACAUGCUGAAGAAACACUAUCUCCUGAGCUAUAUGGCAAGAUCAAAAACGACACGUUUCGCACAUUAAUGAAUGAUACAAAGUUCCAUCUGAAAGUAAGUGAAGAUACGUUGGUACGUGUGUUGUCAUGUUUGGCUAUUACUAUGGAGAAUAAGGUUGGGUACGUUCAAGGAUUGAAUGUUUUGUUGGCACCAAUAGCAUACGUAUGUCAUAGAAGUGAGCCACAAGCAUUUUCCAUUCUACAUCAAUUAAUUACGUUUCAUAUUCCAUUAUACAUUACACCCAAUUUAGACGGCGUUCAUACUGGAUUAGCGUUGAUUGAUAUUGUCCUUAAGAUAAUUGAUCCUGUUUUAAGUGAUUAUCUCGAUUCCAAAUUUUUGAAACCAGAAAUCUAUGCGUUCCCUUCAGUGUUGACUUUAUGUGCUUGCACUCCGCCAUUAAACUCGGUAUUGAAACUUUGGGAUUUCUUAUUUGCUUAUGGAACACAUAUGAACAUUCUAUUCAUAGUGGCACAGCUAAUUAUCAAUAGAACUGCAUUGUUAAAUUCAUCGCAACCCAUGAAACUUUUACGAAACUUUCCAAAUCUAGAACCAAAUGAAAUUAUAAAAUUAAGUUUAAGUUUUAUUCCUGAAUUACCUAAAAAGUUAUACGACUUAAUUUCAAGACAUGGAUAUGAUCCAAACGUGCCACACGAACUAAAGCAAUUUAAGCAAUUAUAAUAAACCGUGUUUAUAAUCUUCGUAAUCAUAGAAUGAUCCUAGCACAGUUCGGUCAUUAUACAGUCUACCAGCCAACCCCAAGAUUGCCUUUAAUGCAACAUCAUAGUCUUCAAAUUCGAUGAACACCUUACCUAACCCACGACGCGUUUCAACAAAAAAAUCACCUCCGUGUUCUGGACGCGGUAUUUUAAUGGACACAACAUUACCGAACUUCGAUGCUUCUUGCUUGAUAUCUUGUUGAAUGAAUUUAUAACUGGUGUCGUCAUUUAGCUCUUGUAAUGUUACACAAUUCAAUAAUUGGAUGACUUUCAGCUUGGAAUGUGAUUGAACAAAUUCAUUACGAACUAAAGGUUUUAAUGUAUCAUACUCAACCAGACAAGUUUGAAUAUCGGUUUGAUUUGGAAUAAUACAGGAGAAGAAUGCGUUUUGAACAAAUGAUAUGUGGCUGACUUGCUUUAAGUAUGUUUGUAAUUGAGGUACUUGUUUUUCGAGGGAAUCCUUUUCGUCCACGGAAAACUCGACAAAUACUAAUCCAAGAGAAUCAUUUGUUCCUCGUUGAGUUAAAAACUGCAUUGCUUUAAGCGGAUGAACCUUUUCCAAUUCCUCGCGAAUUUCCUCGGAUGAAAUAUUAGGAGAUACAAUUAAGGACAUUUUCCUAGGGCUGUCUUUUACUGUUUCCUCUAUUUUUUCACUUUGAGGUACUGGGGCAUUUUGAACUAAAUAUUCCCUUGGUCUUGAAAUUAAAAGUUUGAAUUUUUCACCUUCGGGUUUCCGUUCAAGGGAUUCUUGUUUAUAUGCAUUAAAUAACAACUCCAUUUCAUUCAAGGAAUAGAUAAUUGUAGCGCAUUCACUAUUAUUAAACUCAAUAAUAAGCACCUUGUCAUCUUUUGUCUUUCUCUUUGUGUGU
This is a messenger RNA of Spathaspora passalidarum NRRL Y-27907, 1899 nucleotides long. RefSeq names its product Bub2p (gene BUB2). The record is from RefSeq and is a predicted model, not a curated record. Gene Ontology annotation, molecular function: GTPase activator activity. Gene Ontology annotation, cellular component: mitotic spindle pole body. Bases 24 to 992 code for a protein of 322 amino acids. The transcript has a single exon. Lineage: Eukaryota; Fungi; Ascomycota; Pichiomycetes; Serinales; Debaryomycetaceae. Gene Ontology annotation, biological process: negative regulation of septation initiation signaling; activation of GTPase activity.